Messenger RNA from Limanda limanda (common dab), 2003 nucleotides. RefSeq names its product charged multivesicular body protein 4b-like. Gene Ontology annotation, biological process: vesicle budding from membrane; late endosome to vacuole transport via multivesicular body sorting pathway. Gene Ontology annotation, cellular component: cytoplasmic side of plasma membrane; multivesicular body; ESCRT III complex. NCBI's taxonomy places the organism in Eukaryota, Metazoa, Chordata, Actinopteri, Pleuronectiformes, Pleuronectidae. The coding region runs from base 132 to 800 and encodes 222 amino acids. The transcript has 5 exons. The record is from RefSeq and is a predicted model, not a curated record.
CAUCAACAAUCGUCCAUGAUCAGACUGGGACAAGUGUCAGUGUGGUCCAGCCGCUGAGCCUCGUCCUCUCCGGCGCUACGCACAUUUGUUAGUUUUAUUAUCAAUAAACAGUGUGUCUGAACUUCGCGGACAUGUCGUUGUUGACUAAGAUAUUCGGGGCAGGAGGAAAAGGAGGAAAGGGACCGAGCCCGCAGGAGGCGAUCCAGAAGCUCCGAGAGACGGAGGAGAUGCUAACGAAGAAGCAGGAAUUCCUGGAGAAGAAGAUCGAGCAGGAGCUGCAGAUCGCCAAGAAGAACGGCACGAAAAACAAACGAGCGGCCCUGCAGGCUUUGAAAAAGAAGAAGAGGUACGAGAAGCAGCUCGCUCAGAUCGACGGCACACUGUCGACCAUCGAGUUCCAGAGGGAGGCUCUGGAGAACGCCAACACCAACACUGAAGUGCUCAAGAACAUGGGCUUCGCUGCAAAGGCUAUCAAGUCUGCCCAUGAAAACAUGGACAUUGACAAAGUGGACGACCUGAUACAGAACAUCACGGAGCAGCAGGAGCUGGCCCAGGAAAUAUCCGACACCAUCUCUAAACCUGUCGGCUUCGGGGAGGAGUUUGAUGAGGAUGAACUGCUGGCGGAGCUGGAUGAGCUGGCACAGGAGCAGCUGGACAAUAACCUGCUGGACAUCGGAGGAGCAGAGAACAUCCGUCUCCCAAACGUGCCUUCUACUUCAUUACCUUCCAGACCUGCCAAGAAAGAGGAGGACAAGGACGAACUUGAGGACCUGCAGCGCUGGGCGAUGGAAGCCAUGUAAACGCAGCACCUGCCACAUCAUACUUGCAUCAGAGAGGAAAGAUGAAAGAACAAUGGGGAAAUGAAUGGACUGAUAGGAUGUUGUGAUGAGUGUUCUUCGUGUGUCUGCAGAGAGAUAGCGUCUAUUUUAUGUAACACUAAGAAAAGAAAAGCAAAUAAUGCUGUAGUGUCUCUUUUUCCAUCCCCUGCACUCCUGUUAAAUGAAUAUGAGCCACUCGGCAGCUUUUAUAUUGAAGCUCUGUCACUUUACCAUGGCAAUUUCCAUGCCCUUGAUUUCAAUACAACACUAGCAUUUCCUGGUCCUUGCAGUGGGUAAGGCAUUUCAACACCUUCCGAGCUCAUAUUGAAGUGUGCUAUUAUUCUUCUGAGCUCAGUGGUGAAGUAAUGGAGCUGUUGGUGUGGCGUUGUGAACGUCACUGGAUGACGGGGGGGAAUUUGAAUGAAGAUUAAUCUUCAUUUAUCUGUGUCUGACUCACAUAUUUACCUGUGUUUGUGGGGUAAAAUCCACUUGAUAUUUUAUUAAUUUUUUCCUUAUUGACAAAAAUAAUUUAACUCCCUGUUGUUUUGUCUUAAUUUAUUUGUUAAUUGCACUGAAAAAAGGAGAGCAGCUGAGCAUGCGCUGGGAGAAGAAGCUAGAGGCUGUGUGUGUUUACCAGAAUCUGAAACUCUUCUUUUGUGUUAGGUUGUGUGCUUUGCCCUCCCCUUCUUACUUUUGUUGUCAUUUCAAUGCCCCCACCCCACAGAGACAUUCUCACCAAUGGUCCUUGUUAUUUGUUGUAAAUAUCCCAAAUGUAUCUCUUUUUAUAUACUGUAUUUUUGCUGUCACCAAGAGGUUCUGUUGAGGUUGUGUAAACUGAAGCAUGCAACGGUGGGAAGUCACAACACACGUCACAAUGCAAAGCUAGAGAGAGAUGUUGAACCUAAAGCAUCCUGCUCCAUCUGUCUCUGUCAUCUCAUAAAGGUUUCUAUUUCAAAUUGUAUAAUGUAAACAAUAAUAUUAAUAAUAAUAAUAAUGAUACAAUGUCUACAACAUCAGCAUUUUGGAGUUGAAAGAGUUAAUUCCUUUAGUUUUUCAAACUCAUGAUGUACAUUUUUUACAUAAGAAAAUUUGAAAAACAUAACAAUGAAGGAUGAAGACGCAUGUUUGCAUUUCACUGUUCAUUUAUCCAGAUGAUUUCGAAAAUCAUUAAAAGUUUUCAAAUUA